AAUCAGAGGAGAAAUGCCGGGCGGAGGGCAAAUUGAAAGGAAAAGUUGUGGCAAUCUUUAGGCGCUUUAAAAACAUAAAAUCCCCGAAAUCGGGAGAAAGGAAAGAUGUAAACUUUAACGCUCCUGUCUCGGCUGGUAUCAUAUUACUGAGAUGAGCUGAGGAGGAAAAAAAAAACUGUUAUGACGAGCGGUAUUUGGAGAGGAGGAGUCCGAAGACGCCGUCGCCGCGCUGCUUGCGGUUGGUUUACUUACUAAUAAGGUGAUAAAUGGUGUGUGGAAUUUCUGACCUCGAUUCACCGUCGACGGUUUGCUCGCUAAAAGUGCUGCGCAGUCGAUGAGACCCCGAAACGCGAUCCCCUGUCACGGUCAUGUUGUCGGUGUCUGAUGCCCCGUACAACACGCAAGGGACCACCGCUGAACCCCCGCAAGGCGCCGCUGCUCUUUGUCGAAGCGCCGCUGAACGGAGCUAAACACCACUAUGUGCCUGAAGGUCCAAGAUCUGUCAACCCCAAACCGGUCACGUCAGAACAGCAGCAACGUGAGAGUCGCUCCUCCAGCACGACCUGGGUAACCCCGCAGUUUGAUGACACCAUGCAUGGCAUGCAGCUGCAGGUCCCAGCGUGCAGAAGAGGAAGGGGGAAAAGCAGUCGUUCUGGGAGAAGUGUUCUGGAUAGAAGUUCACCGCUCAUUCUGCCCCAUCUCAAGAAAACCUCUGUGUGCAAGUUCCCUGCACUCACCUUUGAGAGCAGCACUUCAUCGCCAACACGGUGUCCUGUCCCGAAACGUCGUUUUAAAGAUCCUCGCCCUGCCGCUGGUGCACCAGAGUACAAAAGGGUACCGGGUUGUGCCCAGAAUGCAGUUUCUCCCAGUAUUCAGAGUGGUGGGGACACAGAGACACCAAAGUGCUUUAACCGUUUCUGGAGUGGCUACAAAAGGGAUCGGGGAGCACAUGGAGUACCAUCUCCUGAAAAAACAAGCUGCACUGUGGUUCCGGGAGAACAAAGCGUUCUGCUGACUGUUGCUGGUGCAGCAAAUGUUUGCCCGAUACGUACUGUUACUCCUCUUGCUCCAAGAGGUGAUCAUUCUGACGGCAUGGACAGCGUCUUCAGUCCUCCCAACAUAGGGACCCCUGAAACUCAAAGGAAUCCGAUUAGCACCAAACCCUCACCAUCUUUCAGACUCCAACCUCCCUUGACUCAAACACAGUUGACACCAGAAAAUCAGACUUCUAACAUUUUGGCAAAUGACACACCAGAAGAGGACUAUGGGCUGAAAGUUACUUGGAGGAGAAGGAAGCGACUGAUGAAGCUUCUCAUAGAACAAGGUCAACUGUCGUGCGCUGACAUAACCAUUAACUUCUAAUGUUGGAUAGUAGUAGUGGAAAUAAUUUUUUCUGAUGUCUUUGUAAAUCUCAUUUUGGAGUUUAUGAACUCAUGGUGGCAAACACUGUAUCCUACUGACAAUAAACGGUAAAAUAAUUAUUCUGAGUCCAAAGAAUGAAUUUUAAGAAUAUUAAUAGUAGUAUAACUAAUAAUACUUAUUUAGCAUCUGCUAAAUAAAUAAAUGUAAGUGUAAUAGUAUUUAUUGCAUCUCUUCUGGUUGCUUGCAGUCUGCCUUUAAAACUGCCCACCAGUAUUGCUUAAAGAAGCCUUCUCUGGGU
Molecule: messenger RNA, 1660 nt
Organism: Scleropages formosus (Asian bonytongue)
Lineage: Eukaryota; Metazoa; Chordata; Actinopteri; Osteoglossiformes; Osteoglossidae
Gene: rhno1
Product: RAD9-HUS1-RAD1 interacting nuclear orphan 1
Exons: 2
Coding region: 385-1362 (325 amino acids)
Biological process (GO): recombinational repair; DNA damage checkpoint signaling; cellular response to ionizing radiation
Cellular component (GO): nucleus; chromosome
Source: RefSeq, a predicted model, not a curated record